UUCUACCUACCUCUCUCCUCCCUCCAAGCAGUUCGGAAACCCCGCAACAACCCAAGCAAAGCGGCCAGCGCCGUCUGGAAUUUUCCGGGGCGGCGCUAGGGUUUCGGAUGGAGCCCGAGGAGGCGGAGGCCGUGCUGGAGACCAUCUGGGACCUCCACGACAAGGUCAGCGACGCCAUACACGCCCUCUCGCGCGCCCAUUUCCUGCGCACCGUGCGCCGCCGCGCCGGGGGCAAGCCCGCGGGCGUCGUCCACAUCAAGGGGGUCCCCGCGGACGGCGACGAGGCGGCCGACCUGAAUGCGGUGGCCGAGGAGGCCAGGAGCCUCCACGCUAUCCGCGCCGCGCUCGAGGACCUCGAGGACCAAUUCGAGUGCUUUCUCGCUGUUUGUUCACAGCAACAAGCAGAACGAGAUAUUGCAUUAGCAAGGCUGCAACAAAGUCACAUCAUGCUUACCAUAAGAUUAAAAGAGCACCAUGGGAAUAAUCACAAAGUCAUAGAUGAGGCGUUGGAUUUCGUCCACAAUGUCUACCAUGAUUUCUGGUCUUUUCUGUCAGUAAACAAGCCUGAGAAAUCAAGAACUCAUUCUGGCGCUAACAGUACCAAGGAGACGGGAGAUGGUUCAGAUUUCUUAGGGUGGAUGGUUUCUUCUAGUCUUGAUGUUGUCAGGAACAGUUUCAAUAUGAAAAAUAUUGGUGGUUUUCUAGGGAACAGUGCAGUGCUUGCUGUUGGCAUGAUUACAAUGUUGCAGCUGCAUUUGUCGUCUUCUGGAGAACAAAGUUCAUCUUGUGGUAAAUACAGCUACAGAAGGAUCAAUCGCGAUGAUUCUUCACGGUCUCUGGCAGGGCGUAGUAGGAUGAGUCAUCUUGAUGUGUUCUUAGCCAAAAGUUGAGAGGGACUUCUGCCUCGCCUUUCUGAUACGUUGUUUGUACAUAUUUUUGUUAGCAUCUUAUCUGCCAUUUUGAAGGAAUUUUCUAUUUUCUGGGUGCCCAUUGAGUUUGCAUUCUAGGUAUGGAUCGCGUUAGCUAGGCUAGCUUACCUCUGCUAUUUUCAAUUCCUUGAAAUGGACUAUUGUAAUCCUUGUUGUAAGCAGCAAGAUGUUGUAUUCAUGUGAAUCUAUUGUGUGCUCUGUUGCCAGUAUAUGCAGAUCUCUGGCUUUGGUUGUACAAUC
Molecule: messenger RNA, 1169 nt
Organism: Triticum dicoccoides
Lineage: Eukaryota; Viridiplantae; Streptophyta; Magnoliopsida; Poales; Poaceae
Product: plastid division protein PDV1-like
Exons: 2
Coding region: 108-890 (260 amino acids)
Biological process (GO): chloroplast fission
Source: RefSeq, a predicted model, not a curated record